Molecule: messenger RNA, 1171 nt
Organism: Bacillus rossius redtenbacheri
Lineage: Eukaryota; Metazoa; Arthropoda; Insecta; Phasmatodea; Bacillidae
Product: pancreatic triacylglycerol lipase-like
Exons: 7
Coding region: 94-1029 (311 amino acids)
Biological process (GO): lipid catabolic process
Molecular function (GO): lipase activity
Source: RefSeq, a predicted model, not a curated record
AGAUUAAAAAAUAAACUAUAAAUACGCAAUUCUGUAACCAUUGUGUGCUCAUUAAACAAGUGUGACUUUGGCUGUGUCUGAAUUAAGUGUAUAAUGUCCUAUUGGUCUAUACUGUGCUUGGCUGCAGCGGCGGCCGGCUGCAGCGGCGCUGUGAUUGGCUCGCUCGGCACCAAUAGCAGCGCCGAGCCCAGCGACCGGGACACCGCAGGGACGUCCUUCAAGCUGUACACCAAGUCCAAUCCGAACUCACCGGUCGUCAUUACUGCAGCCAAUCUGAGAGCAGUCAAAAAUUUCGUCGCAAGCCGAGAAACCAAAAUUGUCGUACACGGCUGGCAGAACUCUGCCGAACAUCUUGACAGCAUCAGAGAAGCCUACGUGCGGUCGGGCGGCGACUACAACAUCGUGAUGGUGGACUGGUCGGUGGGCGCGGCCAGCAACUACGUGAGCGCGCGCCGCCUGGUGCUGGUGGUGGGCGAGACGCUGGCCGAGCUGGUUGACGCCAUGGUGCAUGAGGGCGCCAGCCUGGGCCGCGUGCAGAUAGCAGGCCACAGCCUGGGCGCGCACAUCGCCGGCAUCGCCAGCAGCAAGGUCAAGGCCGGCAAGGUGGCGCGCGUCAUAGGUCUGGACCCGGCGGCCCCCGGCUUCGGCACGGUGGCGGCGGCCGGACGCCUGGACAAGACGGACGGGCACUUCGUGGAGGUGAUCCACACGGACGCCGGCGCCCUGGGCUGGUCCGACCCGCUGGGACACGCCGACUUCUACCCCAACGGCGGGCGCAUGGUGCAGCCCGGCUGCUCUGCGGUGGCGUGCAGUCACGGGCGGGCCAACGAGUUCUUCGCCGAGUCCAUCACGACGGGCAGCGGCUUCUGGAGCCGGCAGUGCGGCAGCUGGUCCACCUUCUCGGCCAACCGGUGCUCCAACAAUGCGGAGACCGUCAUGGGCGACAAGACGCCCUCCAGUGCGUCUGGAACCUUCUUCCUGAAGACCGGAAGAUCUUCGCCUUUCGCUUUGGGCAAGACGGGAGCGUAACACGUCUGUUCGGCACUCAGUCUGUUCUUAUAAAUAAAGAGUACAUUGUGCAUACACUUCUAUACUUUUCACAUCAAUUGGACAAAAUUGUUUGUAAUUUACUGUAUAAAUUUUUGAAUUAAAAUGACUGAAUAAUAUGUAA